Periophthalmus magnuspinnatus is the source of this 3908-nucleotide messenger RNA. RefSeq lists its product as uncharacterized. NCBI's taxonomy places the organism in Eukaryota, Metazoa, Chordata, Actinopteri, Gobiiformes, Gobiidae. The record is from RefSeq and is a predicted model, not a curated record.
UACUGUAUCUCAAAUUAAGAAGAAUGAUGUACUUUCCAGUUUUGUUUUUGCUCCUUGUGGAGACAGCUCCCUCUAGUGCCCAAUUGAAUUUGGCUCUGAGAGGAGAAGCGACCCAGAUUGACACAUACAAUGAUCUUGGGGAUGCUUCCAACGCCAUUGACGGCGAUCGUGAGUCUAACUACAAAAAGAGAUCAUGUACGCACACAUCAAGCAACACUGCCCCCUGGUGGAGACUGGACCUGCAUGAGACAUACGCAAUUACCUCCAUCAUCAUCACAAACAGAGGCGACUGCUGUCCUGAGAGACUGGACGGGGCUGAGAUCCGCGUCGGCAACUGCUUAGACAAUAAUGGGAACAACAAUCCACUAGUGGCUACGAUUUCCCAUAUCGAACAAGGCUCUUCUAAGACCUUUACUUUAUCCCAACCUGUUAAAGGACGUUAUGUCAAUGUGUUUCAACCAGGAAACAACUUUUUGACCCUCUGUGAAGUGGAGGUCUACGGGAAAAAAGAUGAAACUGAAGACAAUGUGAAUUUGGCUCUGAGAGGAGAAGCGACCCAGAUUGACACAUACAAUGAUCUUGGGGAUGCUUCCAACGCCAUUGACGGCAAUCGUGAGUCUAACUACAAAAAGAGAUCAUGUACGCACACAUCAAGCAACACUGCCCCCUGGUGGAGACUGGACCUGCAUGAGACAUACACAAUUACCUCCAUCAUCAUCACAAACAGAGGCUGUCCUGAGAGACUGGACGGGGCUGAGAUCCGCGUCGGCAACUCCUUAGACAAUAAUGGGAACAACAAUCCACUAGUGGCUACGAUUUCCCAUAUCGAACAAGGCUCUUCUAAGACCUUUACUUUAUCCCAACCUGUUAAAGGACGUUAUGUCAAUGUGUUUCAACCAGGAAACAACUUUUUGACUCUCUGUGAAGUGGAGGUCUACGGGAAAAAAGAUGAAACUGAAGACAAUGUGAAUUUGGCUCUGAGAGGAGAAGCGACCCAGAUUGACACAUACAAUGAUCUUGGGGAUGCUUCCAACGCCAUUGACGGCAAUCGUGAGUCUAACUACAAAAAGAGAUCAUGUACGCACACAUCAAGCAACACUGCCCCCUGGUGGAGACUGGACCUGCAUGAGACAUACGCAAUUACCUCCAUCAUCAUCACAAACAGAGGCGACUGCUGUCCUGAGAGACUGGACGGGGCUGAGAUCCGCGUCGGCAACUCCUUAUACAAUAAUGGGAACAACAAUCCACUAGUGGCUACGAUUUCCCAUAUCGAACAAGGCUCUUCUAAGACCUUUACUUUAUCCCAACCUGUUAAAGGACGUUAUGUCAAUGUGUUUCAACCAGGAAACAACUUUUUGACCCUCUGUGAAGUGGAGGUCUACGGGAAAAAAGAUGAAACUGAAGACAAUGUGAAUUUGGCUCUGAGAGGAGAAGCGACCCAGAUUGACACAUACAAUGAUCUUGGGGAUGCUUCCAACGCCAUUGACGGCGAUCGUGAGUCUAACUACAAAAAGAGAUCAUGUACGCACACAUCAAGCAACACUGCCCCCUGGUGGAGACUGGACCUGCAUGAGACAUACGCAAUUACCUCCAUCAUCAUCACAAACAGAGGCGACUGCUGUCCUGAGAGACUGGACGGGGCUGAGAUCCGCGUCGGCAACUCCUUAGACAAUAAUGGGAACAACAAUCCACUAGUGGCUACGAUUUCCCAUAUCGAACAAGGCUCUUCUAAGACCUUUACUUUAUCCCAACUUGUUAAAGGACGUUAUGUCAAUGUGUUUCAACCAGGAAACAACUUUUUGACUCUCUGUGAAGUGGAGGUCUACGGGAAAAAAGAUGAAACUGAAGACAAUGUGAAUUUGGCUCUGAGAGGAGAAGCGACCCAGAUUGACACAUACAAUGAUCUUGGGGAUGCUUCCAACGCCAUUGACGGCAAUCGUGAGUCUAACUACAUGAAGAGAUCAUGCACGCACACAUCAAGCAACACUGCCCCCUGGUGGAGACUGGACCUGCAUGAGACAUACGCAAUUACCUCCAUCAUCAUCACAAACAGAGGCGACUGCUGUCCUGAGAGACUGGACGGGGCUGAGAUCCGUGUCGGCAACUGCUUAGACAAUAAUGGGAACAACAAUCCACUAGUGGCUACGAUUUCACACAUCCCAUCAGGUGUUUCUAAAACCUUUAAAGUUACUGGAGCUGUGGAGGGACGCUAUGUGAACGUGUUCCUCCCAGGAGCAGACAAGUAUUUGACCCUCUGUGAAGUGGAGGUCUACGGAUACGAACAAGAAGGUAAGCCAACUGAGCCAAUAGAUGAACGACCUAUAGAUGAACGACCUAAUGCCAUUCCUGGAGAGGGGCAUGAUGUACUGUAUCUCAAAUUAAGAAGAAUGAUGUACUUUCCAGUUUUGUUUUUGCUCCUUGUGGAGACAGCUCCCUCUAGUGCCCAAUUGAAUUUGGCUCUGAGAGGAGAAGCGACCCAGAUUGACACAUGGGAUGAUCUUGGGAUUGCUUCCUUUGCCAUUGACGGCAAUCGUGAGUCUAACUACAUGAAGAAAUCAUGUAGCCACUCAUUAAGCAACACUGCCCCCUGGUGGAGACUGGACCUGCAUGAGACAUACACAAUUACCUCCAUCAUCAUCACAAACAGAGGCGACUGCUGUCCUGAGAGACUGAACGGGGCUGAGAUCCGUGUCGGCAACUCCUUAGACAAUAAUGGGAACAACAAUCCACUAGUGGCUACGAUUUCCCACAUCCGAGCCGGCCGUUCUAAGACCUUUACUUUAUCCCAACCUGUUAAAGGACGUUAUGUCAAUGUGUUUCAACCAGAAGACGAGUUUUUGACCCUCUGUGAAGUGGAGGUCUACGGGAAAAAUGAUGAAACUGAAGACAAUGUGAAUGUGGCUCUGGCUGGAAAAGCGAACCAGAGUAGCACAAUGCAUGAACUGGGAGUCGCUCAACAUGCCAUUGAUGGAAAUCGUGAUCCUAUCUACCCCCAUCUGUCCUGCACACACACAGACCUCAGUACUAACCCCUGGUGGAGAGUGGACCUGCAGAAGCCCUACUAUGUUACCUUCAUCACCAUCACAAACAGAAAAGACUGCUGUGCUCAGAGACUGGACGGGGCUGAGAUCCGCGUCGGCAACUCCUUAGACAAUAAUGGGAACAACAAUCCACUAGUGGCUACGAUUUCACACAUCCCAUCAGGUGUUUCUAAAACCUUUAAAGUUACUGGAGCUGUGGAGGGACGCUAUGUGAACGUGUUCCUCCCAGGAGCAGACAAGUAUUUGACCCUCUGUGAAGUGGAGGUCUACGGAUACGAACAAGAAGGUAAGCCAACUGAGCCAAUAGAUGAACGACCUAUAGAUGAACGACCUAAUGCCAUUCCUGGAGAGGGGCAUGAGUGAACUGCUCAUUCACACUUUGGACACACUUUUUCUUUACAUUUUCUUCUUUAUUUCCAUGCUCAUUAACCCUGUAGACCAGGUAUCCCCAAACUGCGGCCCGGGGGCCAAAUGUGGCCCUCAGACCAAUUUUUCUUGGCCCUCAAGCUUUCAGUUGAACAGGCCAAUAUUACCUUUAACUGUACUUUUUACUGUACAUUAAGCCCAUAUCAAAUAUGUAAUGUGUCCCAUUGAGGAUGUAAGCAUGAAUAAAGGUCUUGUGGCUCAGUCUAACUUGUAACAAUAAAGCAGAUUUGAAGUAUUCACUGUAUUGGUGACCAGUCUAUGGCCCUCAAUUGGCCCUUGGCUUUGUGUUUUUAUAUGUGGCCCUUAAAGAGAAAAGUUUGGACACCCCUGUUGUCACUGGAGACAUCAAAACUAUGAAUGGACACAUAUAGAAUGUAGCAAAUAAACAAGAAACUUGAAAUAACUCAAAACUUGUUUUAGAUUUUUAAUAAUAAUAAUAAU